Molecule: messenger RNA, 1858 nt
Organism: Chironomus riparius
Lineage: Eukaryota; Metazoa; Arthropoda; Insecta; Diptera; Chironomidae
Source: the annotation of a GenBank genome assembly
AAAAAACCAAAACAGAAUUGAAAAUUCACGCUAGUUAAUUAAAAACUCAAUUAAACUAGAAUAUAAAUUUUUUCAUAGCUUAUAGCCUUUAAAUUUUGUGAUAAUAACGUCAAAGGAUGAGUUUAUAGCAAGAAGCCAUCAAAAUAUCAAACAAAGAACGAAGUUUUAAGAAAGGUUUUAAUUUAAUUCAUUUUAAGCAAAGAGCAAUAAUCUCUAGAAAAUGACCAUAAAACAAUACGAAAUGCUUCUUGUGUGAUUCAUUGAAUAACUGAUGUAGUCAGCAAUUUCCUGUAUAGCAUAUCUACAUAAUUAGUGAUUUUCUUGAUUCCUACAAUAUUAUCGUGAUAAUAAUUAUAACAUAAGCUUAAUCAUGCUUUCAAGGAAGAAGGAUAAGACUACCAAAACAGGACUAGCAGGCAAAUACAUAAAAAAAGAUUCAUUAAAUCCAGAAAUAAAAUUGAUAAAUGUAUGGACAACGACUGAACAGAAAAACACAAAGUCAAAGAAUCGUCAGAACGAUGAUGCAAAAAAUAAGCUGAAAAUAAAUGGUUCCAAUAGUGGAAGCAGCAAUGCAUUUGGCAACAAUAUCGGUCAAGGAAAAUACACUCAAAACUCACAAUUGGCAUUGAAUAAGCUUUCGAAUAAAUUUUCAAACAUGCAUUUACAACAGACGAGCUCGCCAAGUCCUCAGCAACAGCAGCAACAACAACAGGCUUUGGAUGUCUCAACAGCUCAAUAUUUUCAUCGAACCCUAGCACAAUCGCAUCCUUCGAGCAGUCAAUUAGUUAAUCAAAGUGAUAGUCAAAAUAAUUAUGUUGAAAUUGAUACAUUGGAAACUCUAUUGUAUCAGAAGCAACAAUCUGAUCAAAAUGAGAAUUUUCAAUACUCUAAUUAUGAAAUUAGCAACUAUAAUGAUAAUAAUCCAAUUCAACAGCAACCACAACAGCUUGAUUUAGGUUUAGCAUCACCAAUAUAUGAAAAUCAAGCUGUUGUUCGUCGAUCUGAAUCGCCAAUUUAUAGCAACACUCAUAAUAAUCCUCCAUCAGUUUCAUCACUUUAUUCUGCGUCACAGAAUUUAUAUUCAAAUCUGCCGAGCAGUUCGUCAACACAAGCAGCUUAUGCUAAUUUGCCUUCCAGUAUUCAUCAUGGUUUAGUUCCACAAAUUCGUAGUACUCCACAAUAUAAUUUAAAUGUUGAAGAAUUACCAUUGCCGCCAGGAUGGUCUGUUGACUAUACAUUAAGAGGCCGUAGGAAAUAUUACAUUGAUCAUAAUACGGCCACGACUCAUUGGUCACAUCCACUUGAACGAGAUGCACUGCCUUUAUUCUGGCAACGUGUUGAAGCUGCUGGAUCUGUUUAUUAUUACAAUUACAUAACAAGGCAAGCUCAGCUUCAUCAUCCUUACUGGACUACUUAUUAUUUACCGGGAUAUCAUUUUCAUAAUCAAGCACAGCCCACAAUUAUUCAUCAUCAAGCAUUAGUUCCUGCGAAUCCACUGUUGAAUGUUAAUGUUCCUAAAUGGUUGAAAAUCUACACAAAAUCCUCGUCCGAAAAGGAUCACAUCAUUAAAUGGAACAUGUUUCAGGUGAAUCAGUUAAUGACUAUAAAUGAGAUGAUAACGAAACUAUUUAAAGAGGAGUUGCAUAAUAUUGUCCUUAAAUAUGAAUCAAUGAGACUUGCUAUAAGCUGUGAGAUGGAGAAAAGAAAGCAUGGACAGCAUUUAAACUGAACUUGACAGAAUUAACGAACUCUAGCUGGGUUCUAAAACUGUAAUAUUUAUUCUUGAUCUAUGUGACUGGAUUAGUGCCUUCAUCAUAAAUAUAGUAUAUCAAAAAUGAUUUUUAAUAAAAAUUAUAUC